UGGAGGAGGCGUACUCUUCCAAUAUACAAAUAAAUACAAUUCACAAUGGAUCGAGCAUCAAUUUAUUUCAUGGAUGAAACUCAACGCAACACCUAUGACUUCGAUGAAGACUUACCACCGCUGCCACUGCCUGAAUUGCAUGAGACAAUGGAAAGAUACUAUGAGAGUCUGAAACCAUUUGGUACAUAUGAAGAACUAGCAAGUGCAAGAAAAGCCAUUAAAGAAUUCCAAAAUGGUAUUGGUGCCAAAUUGCACACCAAACUAAAGGAAAGAGCUUCAAAAAUGAAAAAUUGGUUAGAUCAAUGGUGGGAUGAUUAUGCCUACCACAUGUUGAGGCUACCUUUAAAUCCCUACAUUGUAAUGUCUAUGCCUGUCAAGUUAGAAGUUUUGGGUAUACCAGAAACUCCACAAUAUGCGUUGAAGAACAUGGCACGUAUAGCUUACCACACAAUAGAGUUUUGGGAUCUGCUGCACAAAGCCACAAUAAAGCCAUUAUCAUCGAAUGGUGGUAAAAUAAAAUAUUCAUCUGCUCUGUAUAAGAGAUUUUUUUCUACCACAAGAGUUCCGGGUGAAGAAAUUGAUCAUAUUGAAAAACAUUUUAAGACUGUUACCGAGGGUAAAACUCCAUCGCACGCAUUAAUUUCGGGCAAAGGACGUUUAUUUAUGUUCGAUUGUUUACAUAAAGAUGGUACCCUAAUUACACCCCAAGAAAUUUUAGUGCUACUACAAAGAGUACGCAGUAUUAUUGACUACGAACCCAUGGGUGAUUGUGUGCCAGUACUAACACAUGAUGAUCGUACAUCUUGGGCCAAGAAUCGGACAUAUCUAAAAGAACUAUGCCCCGAAAAUAAAGAAACAUUGAAAUGGAUUGAAAGUUCCAAUGUUGUCGUUGUAUUGGAUGAAAAUGAACCAAAAGAUUAUGCCGAAAUUUCACAAGUUGCUGUCAAUGGUGAUUACCACUCGAAGUGGGGAGAUCGAAGCAGUACCUUAAUUGGUUAUAAAAAUGGAAAAUUUGCCUGUGUUGGAGAGCAUUCCUGUUACGAUGGUACAGUUAGUGUUAGCUAUGUGUUAUUCGUUCAAUUAAGCUUAUUUGAAUUACCUGAACCCGAUUGGUCUGAAGCAGAAAAAAACCCUGUUGUAUCAAUAACAGAGUUAAAGUUUAAUUUGGAUGAAACUGUGAAAUCGGAAAUUGAACGUGUUAAAAAAGACUGUGAUGAUAGACGAACUGAUGUUUUAAUUACCCAUGAAGUUUUCUACGACUACGGCAAGGAUUACAUAAAAACUUGUAAAUUACAUCCAGAUUCCUUUGUACAAGUAAUAAUGCAAUUGGCUUACUACGAAAUGAACAAUGAAAUUGCCUCCGUGUAUGAGACAGCUUUAAUGCGUCACUAUUACAAUGGACGUACGGAAACUUUACGCUCCUGUACAAGUGACGUUUAUAAAUUCCUGCAGAUAGCCAGCGAUAACAAGUCCACAAAAUCGGAAAUAGUCAAUGCAUUCCGUAAAGCUGUCAAUCACCAUAAUCACAUGAUGAAUGAGGCACGCAAAGGUCAUGGUGUUGAUCGUCAUCUAUUUGGUCUAUGGUGUAUAGCAUACGAGAAUAAAAUGGAUAUACCCGAUUUCUAUUCUGAACCCUUGUACACAAAAUCCGGUGGUGGUGGAAAUUUUGUUCUAUCCACCAGUACUUUAGGUUAUUCAGUAAAUGUUGGUUUCGUUGCCCCUAUGGUAUUAGAUGGUUAUGGUGUGUUUUAUACCAUUACAUCUCAAUGCAUUUUUAUUCAAACCAGCGCAUUCCGUGAUAGCAUGAAAACCAGUGCCCAUCGUUUUAAUCAACACUUUAUAAAUACAUUCCGCAAAAUGAAAUCACUUUUGGAUGAGUGUAGCGAUUCUAAGCUUUAAAUGUGUACUGUUUAUUAGUUUUAAGCACAUAAAUGAUUGAAACCGUGCAAUAAUUCUUUGUUUAUCAGUGUACAGUGUACAAAGUGUUACUUAGUUUACCUAUCUUUAAGCCAAUAAACGCAUUUAAAAUACUCAA
This is a messenger RNA of Musca domestica (house fly), 2035 nucleotides long. Its product is annotated as peroxisomal carnitine O-octanoyltransferase. The record is from RefSeq and is a predicted model, not a curated record. Gene Ontology annotation, molecular function: carnitine O-octanoyltransferase activity. Gene Ontology annotation, cellular component: peroxisome. Lineage: Eukaryota; Metazoa; Arthropoda; Insecta; Diptera; Muscidae.